Molecule: messenger RNA, 2074 nt
Organism: Liolophura sinensis
Lineage: Eukaryota; Metazoa; Mollusca; Polyplacophora; Chitonida; Chitonidae
Product: BTB/POZ domain-containing protein 16-like
Exons: 17
Coding region: 59-2053 (664 amino acids)
Source: RefSeq, a predicted model, not a curated record
UGCACUAUUUUUUCAAUGCGGCAGAGGUCUUGUUAAUGCUCAAGGUACAGUUGACAAGAUGGCGGGUCUUUCGGCGGCAAUUGCACCAGUUCAACAACCUCUUUACCCUAAAAUGACAUCUCAUUACCCAAAAGUUCCACCCAAAACACCUAACGCCGCUAUAGAAUACGCAAGAGCUAUUCAGGAGGCCCCUGUCACAGCAUUGGUUGGAGUAACUGGCCCAAAACAACCAGAUAAGCACCAUCCCACUACAAGAUGUCGUAUGCGUAAUCAGGUGGGCCUCACCAACAGAUGGCGCUUGCCAGAGUAUCUUGGGAGUGAUCUGUUGGGAUCUGCCCAGGCUAUCAAAGCUACCAGGUCACCUCUAAAUAAGAGCCUUAUUAGAAUAAUGACAGCGGAGGGUCCAAGGCACAGUCUUAACCUGGAUCUGUCCCAGCCGUACAAAUUUCGUCAGUCUAAUGACCGAGCUCAGCCUUGUAGAGGCCCUCAUUUACCAGAGAUGCCAGUAGGUAGAAGCGGGAGUGCGGGGAAAGAGAACACCACACUCACAGUGGCCAGGCCACCCAGAAUCCCUCCUUUGAAUAGUUUCAUUCCUGGAACAGCUCGAGCCAUGACUCCAAAGGAAGUCUUCCAGUGCCUGUCUAAGAGAAGUCAAAUCAGUUUAAGCCCAGAUGUCCUUCUCCACUGCAUGGAUGUGGACUGGGAGCUUCAUAGGGCUUACUUACAGAAAUCUACAGUGCUGUCAGAAAUCCUUAAAGCUGCCGAUAACCCUAAACACAUGCAGUACUACAACAUGCCCGAGGCUGAUGCUCUGCACAAACACAUCAAGAAAGGAGCAUUGUACUCCAACGACUAUCACUGCACCAAACACGCAGAAAUAGGGCGCACUGGCAACCCUAAGAGAGGUGGGAAGAGCGUGGAUAGGUUUCAGUAUUCACGGUUCAGAGUGAAUAAUGUGACGGUGAUAGAGCUGGAGAUCACUGAUCCCCUUGUCACAGAACACGCCCUGGCGGUAGCUCUGGGUCACCUGUACCGUGAUGAUGUGGUGGUGGAGGCUGAUGAAGCGGCUGGGGUACUGGCAGCUGCUCACUUCCUGGGCUUCCACCCUCUGGCUCAAGGCUGUGUUAAUGUUAUGUUGUCUUCCAUCAACUACAAAACAGUGUGCUCCUACCAUAAUGUGGCCACAGAGUUCCAAGAGGAGAAAUUAACCACUGCCUGUGAAGGUUGGCUAGAAGUGAAUCUUGUGCCAAAGCUUGCCUUUCACAUUCAACUCAGACAGCUGUCCUUUGAGGCAUUACACAAAGUUAUCAAGUCUACCAGGUUGUUCACCUUCAAUGAGCACAGUAUCUAUAAGGUGCUUUGUGAUUGGCUCUUCCUUCAGCUCAAUCCUGACAUCCAGCUUAUGCCUUGUCAGAGUACCAUACUGAGCUACUUCAACAGCUUCUCCAAGUCCUGCUCACUGUUGGAGAGAGAAGAGGGUCGGGUGUAUGAACCUCUGUUUGCUGCCUUGCGUCUUCAUGGCAUCACGGACACUAACCAUUUACGCGACAUGCAAAUGAUGAAUGUUGUUCCCCAGUCCUGGGUCAUCAAUAUCUUGUCUCUCCACUAUCAGGCUUUACAAGGAGGAGGUGACAUGACAGCAUUCAAGAACUUCCCCUCGGCCUCGAUAAGACAUGGCUUUAUUGUGGAUGAGAACCCCCAAUAUUACUCUGAGAUCUUAUCCUUGUAUGGCUUCCAUUUUGAGCUGAAGGCUGUAAAACAAGACAAGAAAGGCUCAUACAACUUCUUUAUGCAGCGUUUGAAGCCAAAUGAUUCUGUGCUAACAUACCGUGACUGCGAGCGUCACACAUUUUCGAUGAGGCCAGACCGUCUGGUGAACUUCACAGUGAGGGUACAGUGUGAGAAGGAGGGGAAGUACUUUACCUACGUCAGCCCCAUGAUCUCCCAGAAGUUUGGCCUCAGUGAGAGCAUCAGUCAGAGUGAGUCUGUAACCAUUGAUAACCUGGAGACUCCCUUCCACACAACAUUUGCCGUCUUAUUUCCAUCUUCAUAAUCAAGGCCAACAGCAGAAGUG